Dendrobium catenatum is the source of this 873-nucleotide messenger RNA. RefSeq lists its product as uncharacterized. NCBI's taxonomy places the organism in Eukaryota, Viridiplantae, Streptophyta, Magnoliopsida, Asparagales, Orchidaceae. Bases 24 to 509 code for a protein of 161 amino acids. The transcript is spliced from 2 exons. The record is from RefSeq and is a predicted model, not a curated record.
UCAUACACUUUAUAUCUUCAUACAUGUUUAUAAAUAUAUAUCUCUAUAUAAAUAUAAGCAACACUAAUGCCCCCCUCCUCCUACUCCACAUUCCUUUAUCUUCUGCUUUAAGGGGGGAGAGAAGCAGAGAAAGAAAAGACAGAGAAGGAAGAAGUUCAAUAUUUGCAGAAGAGAUAAAAACAGUUACCGAGAGUAAUAUGGAGAUGAGAGAUGAAAAGCUUGGUUAUGUUAAUCACCUAAUGCUUCUGCUUCAAGCUAUGGUAUUCCUACUUUGCAUUGGGCUCCUCCUUUCCUUCUCUGCCGACGGUGGCAGCUUGAUGGUGGUCCCGCCACCACGGAGUUCUCCGGUGAGACUUGAAAGUCCUCCGGUGGAGUCGAGUAGUGGACAGCACAAUGCUCGCCUCGCCAUGGACCUUAUCUAUGCCAGCAAGAGGAAAGUGCCGAAAGGUCCUGAUCCCAUUCAUAACAGGAGAGCUGGAAAGUCAGGGAGGUUGCCUGGACAGGCAUAAUGGCAGCAGCGGCAACAGUAAUGAUGAUGAUGAAGGACAUUGGCCCUCAUGGUUGCCAAAUUAUCUUGGAUUUGGAAGCAUGAAUUGCCAAUUGGGAAGUCUUUAUACACUCUAACAGAUGGUUAACUUAAGCUUCUUUCACACAAAAACACAUUGAAGAUUCUUGACAAAGAUGGAUUGAGCUUUUACAGUCACUUUAGUAGAGUAUCUACUUUCAGUUUGAGCUUGAAAGAAAUAAAGCACAGAGAGAGAAAGAGAGAGAAAUGAAACUUUAGUUGUUGAUUUAGCCUUGUAAUAACUGGAGACUGAAGAAGAACUCUAAGAGAAAAUCGAGAUAAGUAACCAUAGUGCUGUCAGUUUAAUA